GUUUGUUUCUUUUCCUUCGCUAAGUGGGAAAGUAAAAAAAAAAGUUCCACUCUCUGACUGAUCAUCAAUCGAUCGACCGAUCGAUCGAACCUCCACCGGAUCCCAUCCGCCACCGCCGCGCCAUGGCUCGGACCUCGAUCGAGCCGCUGAUCGUCGGGAAGGUGAUCGGAGACGUGCUCGACCCGUUCCACCCGCUCGUCGAGCUCACCGUUCACUACGGGUCGAGGAAAAUCUCCAACGGAUGCGAGAUCAAGCCCUCUGCCGCCCUCCAGAAGCCGUUCGUCCAGAUCCUCCGCGAUGCUCCCCCGCCGAUCUCCUCCGUGCUCUACACCUUGGUUAUGGUGGAUCCCGAUGCUCCGAGCCCCAGCGAGCCUAGGCUCAGGGAGUGGCUACAUUGGGUUAUGGUUGAUAUUCCUGAAGGGUCCGAUGCUACAAAAGGGCAGGAGCUGGUGCCGUACGUGGGGCCGCAGCCGCCGACGGGGAUCCACAGGUACGUGUUCGCGCUGUUCAGGCAGGAAAGGGCGCUGAUGGAUCGGAGCGUGGCGGUGGCGCCGCCGGAAAUGCGCGGGAACUUCUGCACCCGCCACUUCGCGGCCCGUAACGGGCUGGGCCUUCCCGUUGCGGCGGUCUACUUCAACUCGCGCAAGGAGCCUGCUGUUAAGAAACGGUGUUAGUGGUCGGGGACGGGCCGUUGUGGACUAUUUACGGGGUUUGGGCCGGGCUGGGCCGGGUCUGUAUAUAUUAUGUAGGUAACUAAGUACCGAUGGAGAAAUGGGCUUUGCUGAAAAUCCUAAUUUGCACUAUUGCAUUGCAUGUAUAGUCUGGCAGAAAAAUCUCACCCGACUCGGAGGUGUCUCUAGGUAGCUGGCUUUGUUUGGUACUUUUUAU
Linum tenue is the source of this 888-nucleotide messenger RNA. The record is from the annotation of a GenBank genome assembly. NCBI's taxonomy places the organism in Eukaryota, Viridiplantae, Streptophyta, Magnoliopsida, Malpighiales, Linaceae.